Messenger RNA from Closterium sp. Yama58-4, 525 nucleotides. Lineage: Eukaryota; Viridiplantae; Streptophyta; Zygnematophyceae; Desmidiales; Closteriaceae. The record is from the annotation of a GenBank genome assembly.
AUGGAUUGGAGUUUGGUGUAUGCGGUGAUGGGUCGAUGGUGUAAAACACGAGAGGGGGAUGGAGGAGUUGAAGGAGCUUGUGGCGAUGAGGAAGUAGAAGAGGAAUUGAACGUGGAGGAAGUAGAGGAGGUGGUGGAGGAGGACGAGGAGGUGGUGGAGGAGGAAGAGGACGUGGUGGAGGAGGAAGAAGAGGUGGUGGAGGAGGAAGAGGAUGGGGUGGAGGAAGUAGAGGUGGUGGAGGAGGAAGACGAGGUGGUGGAGGAGGAAUUUGAUGGGGUGUCGAUUUGGGUGGUAAGGGAGGAGGUAGAGGAGGAGGAUGAGGGGUUGGGAGCGGCAGUGGAGGGUGGGAGGGAGGAGGGACAUCACGGAUUAUUUGAGUGUUUGCAAUAUGAGCAAACCUGCAAGUGUGGGAGUGCUAGGUGUAGAGGUGGAGUUAUUGGGAAGGAAGAGGGCCAAUGGUGCACGUUUCACAUGUAUUGUGUCUAUUUUGGACAGGGUUGUGAGAGAGGGAGACAUCAUAUUUAG